CUCCUGUUCCCUGUUGCCCUGUGUCCCCGACCUCCUCAGACCCCGCCUCGUCACUCUAGACUCCCUCCCACAGGCCCCGACGGCCCUUUGCGGAGUUUCAUUCCACAACCCCCUCCGCUUGAUCGCCGCCCUACCCCCACCCCCGCGAGAGGCGGGGGUAGUGAUGGAGCCUUCGCAGUGCGCGUGCGUAUUCGCGUCCAGAGCCUUCUGGACUACUACUCCCAGUGGGCGCCGUGGCCGUGAUCAGCUGACCUGUCCCAUGACUUGCAGUGAGUCAGGCCCCGCGGGCGGGGCCGCGAGGCCGCUGUUUGCCCUAGCUCCUCAUCCCCCCGCGGGCCCCUCAACCUGGAGCGGCGACAUUCUUGGCUCUCUUCCGGUGUUGGGCUCUUCCCUACUCGGAUCUUAUCCCAGGAAUGUCUUAACUGGGACCUCUAGGGGAACUUCACCCCAAGCCCGGAAUUGUGAUCCAAGAACUGGAAGUUGACAGCUUGGCUGCCUUGCUCCCGGAUCUGCCUCCUGCUUUCACCGUCUCGUUUCUCCAGGAUUGUCGGGCUUGCCCCGGAGGAGAGCUGACUGUCCUGGGCCGCCGCUGACCCCAGGCAGAGCGGAGCCAAAAUGUCCCCGGAAUCCAAAAAGCUUUUUAACAUUAUUAUUUUAGGAGUUGCCUUUAUGUUUAUGUUCACCGCCUUUCAAACUUGUGGAAAUGUGGCGAGUGGACAUUCAGCAUUAAGUAUUGAGUAUUGCGAAUCUUGACGUUUAUCUGAGAACUUGGAAUCAGACUUUCAAAGGGGAAAAAGGAUUGCAAAACGUUUUCAUUGAUUAGUUUUAUUUUCUACACAGCAAACUGUCAUCAGGAGCUUAAAUAGCACAGAUUUUCAUGGCAGUGGAUAUACCAGCAUGGCAAUUAUUUAUGGAGUUUUCUCUGCUUCAAAUUUGAUUACGCCGUCUGUGGUUGCCAUUGUGGGCCCUCAGCUCUCUAUGUUUGCCAGUGGUUUAUUUUACAGCAUGUACAUUGCCGUUUUUAUCCAGCCCUUCCCCUGGUCCUUCUACACGGCGUCUGUUUUCAUUGGAAUUGCAGCUGCCGUGCUUUGGACAGCACAGGGAAACUGCCUGACAAUAAAUUCAGAUGAGCACACUAUCGGGAGAAACAGUGGAAUUUUCUGGGCACUCUUACAAUCUAGCUUGUUCUUUGGAAAUCUCUACAUAUAUUUUGCCUGGCAAGGGAAAACCCAAAUAUCAGAGAGUGACCGAAGAACGGUGUUUAUUGCCCUAACAGUGAUUAGCCUUCUGGGGACAGUUCUGUUUUUUCUCAUUCGGAAACCAGAUCCUGAAAAUGUCCUUGGAGAAGAUGAAUCUUCUGAUGACCAGGACUUGGAAGUCGACGAGUCUGCCCAGAACAAUAUGACAAAGGCAGUAGAUGCGUUUAAAAAGUCUCUUAAGCUCUGUGUCACCAAGGAGAUGCUCCUUCUUAGUAUCACAACUGCUUAUACAGGUCUGGAGUUGACUUUCUUCUCUGGUGUAUAUGGAACCUGUAUUGGUGCCAUAAAUAAAUUUGGAACAGAAGAGAAAAGCCUCAUUGGACUUUCUGGCAUUUUCAUUGGCAUUGGAGAAAUUCUAGGUGGAAGCCUUUUUGGCCUUCUGAGCAAGAAUAAUCGUUUUGGUAGAAAUCCAGUUGUGCUGUUGGGCAUUCUGGUUCACUUUGUAGCUUUUUAUUUAAUAUUUCUCAACAUGCCUGGAGACGCCCCCAUUGCCCCUGUGGAAGGAACUGACAGCGGCGCUUACAUCAGGCCCAGCAAAGAAGUUGCCAUCUUCUGCAGCUUUCUGUUGGGGCUAGGAGACAGCUGCUUUAAUACCCAGCUGCUCAGCAUCCUGGGCUUUCUCCAUUCUGAAGACAGUGCGCCAGCCUUCGCCAUCUUCAAGUUUGUCCAGUCUAUCUGCGCAGCCGUGGCGUUUUUCUACAGCAACUACCUUCUCCUUCACUGGCAACUCCUGGUCAUGGUGAUAUUUGGAUUUUUUGGAACUAUUUCAUUCUUCGCUGUGGAAUGGGACGCUGCUGCCAUCGUGGCCCGGGGCUCUGACUACCGGAGCAUUUGACUCGGGGCUGUGGCUUCCAGAGCAGCCACUGGCCGAAGUGCGCUGGCCGAAGUGCGUGAUGGAGGAAGCUGCCUCGCAUCUCCUCAGCCCAUUGGCAGAGGUCGGGCGUGGGAAAUCAAAGAACUGAGACUGAUAAGUGAGCCAGAGUGGUUAUUAAAGUUUACAGAUACUUAAAACAAGUGGGAUAAGGGAAAUCUAUUGUGUCAAUCAUAAUUGUUCAGAGAUGUUUUUCAGUUGUCUGUCUCAAGUUCCCUAGAAUCAUGUUAGCGAAUGUAAACCCCCACCCCCAAGAUCCAGCCUUGAUUCCAAAUCCAGGUCAUGUGAUGCAGAGAGACUUGCUGGGCAUGGAUUAUGUUUUACUGCGUAGUAAUGAGAAGCAUAUGCUGCUCCACAUGUUAUCUGGGAAUGACAUUCAAAUAAACCGGGAGAUGCUGAAAUGCAGUCAGAA
Messenger RNA from Heterocephalus glaber (naked mole-rat), 2542 nucleotides. It is a transcript of the gene Mfsd11, whose product is annotated as major facilitator superfamily domain containing 11. Lineage: Eukaryota; Metazoa; Chordata; Mammalia; Rodentia; Bathyergidae. The record is from RefSeq and is a predicted model, not a curated record.